Molecule: messenger RNA, 1650 nt
Organism: Leptidea sinapis
Lineage: Eukaryota; Metazoa; Arthropoda; Insecta; Lepidoptera; Pieridae
Product: protein ILRUN
Exons: 5
Coding region: 1-648 (215 amino acids)
Molecular function (GO): protein binding
Source: RefSeq, a predicted model, not a curated record
AUGGACGUAGACGGUUCAGCAUUUUCUGGAGAAAUAGAUCAAAAUCUUCUAUUACAAUUCAGUUGUAUGAAUACAACAGACCGUGAUGAAAUAAUUAAUCAAAUGCAAAGACUUUUAGGGCCAACAUUAAGCAAUAACACAGCAAGUUUUUUUCUCGACAUGACUAAUUGGAAUUUACAGGAAGCUAUAUGUUGUUAUUUAGAUUAUAGUUUACCACCUAAGACACCUUCCAUGUCACUAAAGGAAACUCAAACUCAAGAAUCAGCUGUUACACCAGGAACUUGUUUUGAACAAUGUUGGAGUAUUGCCAACACUGGGACAGAAGGGUGGCCAGGUAGCUGUAGAUUGGUACAAGCUGGUGGUGAAUGUUUCAGUGCAACACCUGUGUAUGUGCCACCAUUGCUUCCAGGACACAGUACAACAAUAUCAAUGAAACUAGUUGCCCCUACUAAACCUGGCUCAUUUAGAGGCUACUUUCAUUUAGUGAAUGACAAAAAUGAACAAAUAGGAGAUACAUUAUGGGUAGAAAUUAAAGUGGAAUCUGAAGAAACCAUGGCACUUGUUGACCAACUAGCCGCUCUGCCUAUAUCCAGUAGUAUAUUAGAAGAGCAAGCACAGGUGCCACAACAAGAUGAUCAAAUGUGUUGAUAUUUUAUCAAAUGUCAUGAGAUAAUUUUUUAUUAUUUUAAUUUUUUAGAAACUUAAGAAGUAUUUAAAAUAAUACUGAUUUGAAGAUGUAAUAUUGUUUUUAAAUAUGAAAUUGGAUGUAUCCUUGAAGAAGUCUAAUAAAACAUUUGAUCUUUUAUUGCUCAAAUAUUGGAAGCACUUUGUAAAUAUGUUCAAUUGAGUUAAUAAUUUAAACCAAGAUAUGAAAAUACACUAAUAUGAUGUAUGUAUUCUGUACUAUUUUUUAAUGUUCACAAUGGAGCAAAUAAUAAAAAAAAAAGUCUAUUAUUGUCAAGUUAAAUUUAUUCAAUAGUUAUUAUUCUAAAAAUAUUAUACAAAUAAAUGUACAAAAUAUUUUAUUCUAAAGUUGUAAGUUGGCAAUAUCUUUUAUAAGGGUGACAGAAACGGGAGUCGUAAACUGCAUAUACUUAAAAAUAUUAUAGGCAUAACUAUGUAUGUAGAUAUUGGUAUUUUUAUACAACAUAGUGGGAAAACAUAAAAUCUGCAUAUUAAGUCUGUAAGUAUAAUUAUAAUUUUUAACAAUUGUUCAAACUGUUAAAAAUUGUAUGUACAUAAUAAAAAUUGGCAAUAAUCAUGUUAAAAACUCCUUUAUAAUUAGCAAUAUUUUUCCUUUUGAGACUUAAGGGCAACAUUAUUCUGAGGGUUAAGGGAGAUCAUGAGCCAUUAUAAAGCCUGUGGCUAUACCCAAAAUACAAAAUUUUCCCAGGAAUAUUGAGUUUAAACCUAAAGUGCACUUUUAUGCCAAGGUUAGUUAAUUAUAAAAUAUAUUAAUAUUAAAAGUUAUCAUGUUAUAGAUACAGAUAAUUUUUUUUUGAAAAGAUUUAGAAUUAGAAUCAUGUUUACUUACAUAUGAAUCAUCACAUAUACAUAUGUUAUAUAAAAAAUAAGAAUGAAUUGCCAUUAUUAAUUUCUUUGAGGUGUUUAUUUUGUAAUAAUUAAUUUUAAUAAAUGGACUUUUUAUUA